CCUAGUAGUUGGUUGUUCAAGAUGUUCCAAGCGGACCGCAGAGAUUUGGCCUGUCAUCUGAUCAGGUUGGAUUCGCCCAAGGAGCUGGAUCAUCCUCGAGUGGUCCAGGUGCCGGAUCCUGAUCGCCAGGACAUGCAGUUCCCGGACAUCUGGCUGCGCGACAAUUGUCGCUGCAAGGAGUGCUAUUUGCCACAGACCCUGAGUAGAUUGCCCCAGCUGUGGAACAACCUGGACACCAGUGUGCGGGUCCUGCGGCAGAGCGUGGAUGUGGAGCAGCAGGUCCUGUACAUAGAGUGGUCCGAUGGGCAUGCCUCCCAAUAUCCUUACAAUUGGCUAAGGGAGCGGGACUUUUCAGCUGCCAAUCGCCAGCGUUAUUUGAGUGAAUUCUACCGUCCGGAGCAGAAGUUGUGGAGCGGUCAAAACUUCGAGGAAGUCCGUCGAGUCUUCUACUUCCAAGAACUGAUCACCAGUGAUUCGGCGUUGCUGCAGUGGCUCCAACACCUGGCGGUUUACGGAGUGGCUCUCGUGAAGGAGGCCCCUCUGGAAAUGGAUGUCCUGCGAAGGCUAUCCAACCGAGUGGGCUUCAUGAGACGCACCACCUACGGGGAGGAGUUCAGUGUUCGGGCUCAGCCGGGUGCCAGUAACUACGCCUACCUGGCAGCCCCACUUCCCCUCCACACGGACAUGCCCUACUUCGAGUACCUGCCCGGAGUGACAUUGCUGCACACCCUGGAGCAGUCCGCCUCCCCGGGCGGAGUCAACCUCCUGGCCGACGCCUUCUACGUGGCCGAGAUGAUGCGUGAGAGACAUCCGAAUCAGUUCCGGGCUCUCUGCCAGACGCCCGUGGAUUGGGCGGACAUCGGAAGCGACGGCGACCUGCAGUUCCACAACAUCUGGCAGGCACCGGUAAUCAACUUGGACGCCGAGGGGCGGUGUGUGCGGAUCAACCACAGCAUUCCGCAGCGGGACAGCCACUUCAGCGUGCCCAUGGAGCAGGUGCGUCCGUGGUACGAGGCGAUGGCGACCUUCGUGGGUUUGGCCCAGGAGCACUCGUGCAGGUUCAAGACCACGCCCGGCGACGUGCUCACGUUCGACAAUUUGCGCCUGGUCCACGGACGAACCGGGUACGACGAUACGGAUCGCAAUGUGCGCCACAUCCUGGGCGCCUUCGUCGACUGGGACAUCGUGUACUCGCGACUGAGGGUCCUGCGGAAUGCCACCGCACCUGGUGCUCCUUAGAUGGCAGCCACAUGUGCUGUGAUUGCGAUACUAAUUAGCCAUCUAUCAAUGCCAGCCACGUUGAUUGACACCGCACCGUUGCCAUAGAGUUAAUCGAAUUAUUAAUUUACAUUCGCAUUUAUUGUUUAAUUGAUAUUAUACUUACAUUCAGAUUUUAAAUAAAUACAAUGUUAAUGGGUA
Molecule: messenger RNA, 1419 nt
Organism: Drosophila rhopaloa
Lineage: Eukaryota; Metazoa; Arthropoda; Insecta; Diptera; Drosophilidae
Product: gamma-butyrobetaine dioxygenase
Exons: 2
Coding region: 22-1239 (405 amino acids)
Biological process (GO): carnitine biosynthetic process
Cellular component (GO): mitochondrion
Molecular function (GO): oxidoreductase activity
Source: RefSeq, a predicted model, not a curated record